UAUCCUGACUGAGGGGGAGGAGUCUGGAGAGCUGUCACUGAACUUCUCGUGUUUGUUAGCAGUUUGUUAUUAUUGUAUGGAGGUCAGUCCCAAUGGCGUCCCACUUUAGCGGAGUUUUACAACUAACUGACUUGGAUGAUUUUAUUACACCGUCACAGGAAUGUGUGAAGCCAGUCAAAGUGGACAAGAAGCAGGGGCGAUCCGUGGCCAAAAUACAAAUUGAAGACGAUGGCACUUACUUUCAGGUUAAUGAGGAUGGCCAUAUGCAAAAGCUGGAGAAAGCCAAGAUCACUCUGAAUGACUGUCUGGCCUGCAGCGGAUGCAUCACAUCAGCCGAGAGCAUCCUAAUCACACAGCAGAGUCACGAGGAACUGUAUCGAGUACUACGCCUCAAUAAGCAAAGUAGCAGCAGUGAGCAGAAGCUGGUUGUAGUCUCGGUUUCACCGCAGUCCAGAGCUUCCCUAGCUGCACGAUACUCUCUCAGCAGCAGCGAGGUGGCCAGGAGACUUACAAGGUUCUUCAAAAAUUUGGGUGUACAUUAUGUGUUUGACACUGGCUUUAGUCGCACCUUCAGUCUGCUAGAGAGCCAGAGAGAGUUCCUCAAGAGGUUUUCACGGAAAGAGGAGGACAAGAAAGCUUUGCCAAUGCUGGCAUCUGCCUGCCCUGGUUGGAUCUGCUAUGCUGAGAAAACUCAUGGAGACUUCAUCCUGCCUUAUAUCAGCACAACUCGUUCUCCACAACAGAUGAUGGGUUCACUGGUCAAGAGAUUCUUUGCUAGUCAGCAAGGUGUUGAGCCACAAAAAAUUUACCAUGUGACCGUGAUGCCUUGUUAUGACAAAAAACUGGAAGCUUCCCGACCUGAUUUCUACCUUAGUGAGGCGGAGACCAGAGAAGUGGACUGUGUUAUUACAUCAGGAGAAGUUCUUAAGAUGUUGGAAGAGGAGGGGGUGUCUCUGAGUGAUAUAGAGCCAGCACCUUUAGACACUAUGUUCAGUAAUGUGUGUGGUGAGGAGUUGUUGUGUCAUGCUGGAAGUAGUUCCGGAGGAUAUCUUCAUCAUGUCUACACUUAUGCUGCCAAACAGCUGUUUGGAGUGGAAGUGGAGGAACUCACAUACAAGACUCUAAAGAACAAAGACUUCCAAGAAGUCAUUCUAGAGAAGGAUGGUGAGGUUCUUUUGCGCUUUGCUGCUACUUAUGGCUUCAGGAAUAUUCAGAACCUCAUGCAGAAGUUGAAAAGGGGAAAGUCACCAUACCAUUUUGUAGAAGUCAUGGCAUGUCCAUCAGGAUGCCUGAAUGGAGGAGGCCAGCUGAAGCCUGUAGCAGAUCAGUCCAACAAGGAUUUACUGCAGCAGGUGGAGGCAGCAUACCGAGCAGAGCAGCCUUCUAUACCUGAGGAGGAUCAGCGCAUCGCUGAGCUUUACCACACAUGGCUAAAAAGUACAGGAGAAGAGACAGCACGAGAGCCACUUCACACACAGUACCACGCAGUGGAGAAAAGCACCAACGGACUCGCCAUCAAGUGGUGAACAUCCGAUAGCCUCUUGUUUGAAAUCACAUGAACUCUAUUAAGCAGGAAAACGGUGCAUGUAAUUUAUGGCAGAACAAUUAGACUAAUGAGCACCAACUGAAGAACCUUCUUGUAUAAUUAAGUACAAUCGUUGUUUUUUGUGUGGUGAACUUUAGGACACAUUUACCUAAAAAAAAAAAAGUCAUAACCACUUUUCAGCUUACACAUUCAUUCCUUCCUGCGGCUUUGCACUUACUGCAGUGCUCCAGUUUUUCAUACCAAUUUAUUAUUUCACAAAGGUUUCCAUAAUAAUGGAGUUUUUGUUUGUCUUUAAAUGACAGUAAAAGAAGCUACAGCCUUGUGACAUGCCAAACCAACAGGGCAUUGGAUCAUUUACAUUAAUCAGAAUGAUGAAACGUUUCUUUCUCUAGUCUGAAGAAAUUUUCCCCACACUGGAUAUUAUAGCGAGCAGUAAGAAGAGUUCUCUAUUCCUCUGGGUAAAGAAUUUCCACGAGGACAGAGCUCAUCAUUCUCUACACUUUCUCAGGGUCCAUUUGCCAUGACUGAAUUUGAAACACCUGCUUUUGAAAUGCUUUGAAAUAUUCCAUUUACAUAUGAAAAUUAUUUGUCUAGAACAUUCAAAUGAAAUGGUUUUAAAUCAACAAACGUAUAUAUGAGGUUUUCUCACUAUAUUUAUUUAGGAAAUAAUUACUGAUUGGAUUUCUCAAUAAAAAUGUUCUUUGUUAUA
Silurus meridionalis is the source of this 2255-nucleotide messenger RNA. It is a transcript of the gene ciao3, whose product is annotated as nuclear prelamin A recognition factor-like. The record is from RefSeq and is a predicted model, not a curated record. The coding region runs from base 93 to 1526 and encodes 477 amino acids. The transcript has 11 exons. Gene Ontology annotation, cellular component: cytosolic [4Fe-4S] assembly targeting complex. Gene Ontology annotation, molecular function: 4 iron, 4 sulfur cluster binding. Gene Ontology annotation, biological process: iron-sulfur cluster assembly. Lineage: Eukaryota; Metazoa; Chordata; Actinopteri; Siluriformes; Siluridae.